Messenger RNA from Suricata suricatta (meerkat), 1168 nucleotides. RefSeq names its product G patch domain-containing protein 2-like. The transcript is spliced from 2 exons. The record is from RefSeq and is a predicted model, not a curated record. Lineage: Eukaryota; Metazoa; Chordata; Mammalia; Carnivora; Herpestidae.
GGCCUGAGCCUCGAGGCCAGGCUCCUGGGUGUCCUUAAUGUUCGGGGCCGCCGGGCGCCAACCGAUCGGAGCUCCAGCGGCCGGGAACAGCUGGCAUUUCAGUCGAACCAUGGAAGAACUGGUUCAUGAUCUUGUCUCAGCGUUGGAAGAGAGGUCAGAGCAAGCUCGGGGUGGAUUUGCCAAAACGGGAGAUCAUUCUCGAAGUAUAUCUUGCCCUCUGAAAUGCCAGGCAAGGAAAAGGAGAGGGAGAAAACAGAGAUCAUAUAAUGUUCACCACCCAUGGGAGCCUGGUCACUGCUUAAGUGAAGGCUCCGAUUCUAGUUUAGAGGAGCCAAGCAAGGACUAUAGAGAGAAUCACAACAACAACAAAAAAGAUCAUAGUGACUCUGAUGACCAAAUGUUAGUGGCUAAGCGCAGGCCAUCAUCAAACUUAAACAAUAAUGUCUGAGGAAAAAGGCCUCUGUGGCACGAAUCUGAUUUUGCUGUGGACAACCUUGGGAACAGAACUCUGCGCAGAAGGAGAAAGGUAAAAUGCAUGGCCGUGGACCUACCACAGGACGUCUCUAACAAACGGACAGUGGCCCAGCCCCUUGAAGGUUGUAGGGAUCAGGACAUGGACAAUGAUAGAGCUCACCAAUAUCAAGAGUUUACCAAGAACAAAGUCAAAAAGAGGAAAUUGAAAAUAAUUAGACAAGGCCCAAAAAUCCAAGAUGAAGGAGUCGUUUUAGAAAGUGAGGAAAUAAGCCAGACCGGUAAGGACAAAAUGGACUAUGAAGAGCAAAAAGUCUCAGAUGAACUCAUGAGUGAAAGUGAUUCCAGCAGCCUCAGCAGCACAGAUGCCGGUCUAUUUACCAAUGAUGAGGGAAGACAAGGUGACGACGAGCAGAGUGACUGGUUUUAUGAGAAGGAGUCAGGGGGAGCAUGUGGCAUCACUGGCGUCGUGCCCUGGUGGGAAAACGAGGAUCCUACCGAGCUCGACAAGAAUUUGCCAGAUCCUGUCUUUGAAAGUAUCUUAACUGGUUCUUUCCCUCUUAUGUCGCAACUGGGAAGAAGAGGUUUCCAAGCUAGACUCAGUCGCCUUCAUGGACUGCCUUCUAAGAACAUUAAAAAAUCAGGAGGGACCACAACUUCAAUGGCUCCAAACUGGACCAGUGAGAUUCCCCUAUAA